AUGUUCUGGAGAUUCGGCGGUUACGCCAAUAUAUCAAGUCUUGAUAGUAUCCUCGACAAGCAAGACGUCACAGUCGAGGAAUUGCUGGACGAGAGCGACCUGAUACAGGAGCUGAAGCAGCAGAACAGCAAGCUCAUAGAGUUCCUGCGAGAAGAGCCUGUGCUGAGGAAACUGCUCCAAUAUGUCGUAGCGGACAAGCUACCUGACGAAGCAGAAGAGAAGAUCAAAGCUGAAGAACACAAGGAAGAAGAGGUCAAGUCACCCGGCAUUUCGUUCUUCGGCAAAGGCAAAGGACGGGCACGUUCAAAGUCCGUCAGCAAAAAGGACGAAGAUGGCGAAACGGAGCAGGAGAAAGUAGAGGCGCAGCGGAAGAAGUACGCAUACGUCGCCUGCGAAGUGCUGUCUUCAGAGGUGUGGUCAAUAACGGAAGCCAUUCUGUCACAUCCUGACUACUUGCGAGAGUUCUGGCAAUACAUACGUCGGCCGACUCCGCUGGACCCGCUGCAGGCUGGCUACUUUACGAAAGUGAACGAGACGCUACUGGAUAAGAAGACUGAGGAGAUGCUCGCCUUUUUCAAGAGUCUGAAUGGCAUCGUACCUGCCAUGCUACAGCACGUGGACUGUCCGGUUGUAAUGGACCUUCUCCUCAAGAUCAUUUCGCUGGAGAAGCAUGAAGGCGGUGCAGGCAUUGUGGACUGGUUGCAAACCCAGGACAUGAUCCCAUUACUUCUUGACUAUCUCACAGCAGAGCACACCUCGGCAACGCAAACUUCCGCAGGCGACUUUCUCAAAGCCAUCAUCACCAUUUCCGCCAAUGCUACUACGCAAGAUCAGUCUGUGAUAGGACCCAAUGAGCUUACCCGGCAGCUAGUGUCAGAACCGUGCAUUCAGAUACUCAUCUCUGAGAUGCUUCGUGGUAGCAAUGCACUCACAGUCGGUGUAGGCAUUAUCAUCGAAGUCAUACGAAAGAAUAACUCAGACUACGACACUGAGAGCCAGAUAGGACCCGAGCCAAAGACUUCUGACCCAAUCUAUCUUGGUACGCUGUUGCGGCAGUUUGCAACUCACGUACCUGAUUUCAUGCACCUCAUCCGCUCGCCUUCCGCACGAAAACCGGACCUCCAGGCCGCUUUCGGCGGCAAGAUUGAGCCUCUCGGCUUUGAUCGCUUCAAGACUUGUGAGCUGAUGGCCGAGCUGUUGCAUUGCAGCAAUAUGGCUCUGCUCAACGAACGUGGUGCGGAGGAAGAAGUCCGAAAACGUGACAUUGAGCGUGAGAGGUUGAAAGCUGAUGGCAAGCUCGCAACGCCGAGAGCACCAACGUCGCCACUCAACGAUGACAGCCACGAGGAGUUUGGCAGCUCUGUAGACUCACACGGCUUCCACCACGCUCAACGUCCCACAGACGAGGAGAUGGAUGAGAAGCCAGAGGAGGCCCGCAAGCUUGAGGUGCAGAAUGCGUCAGACGAAGACGGCUUCGAGAAAGUCACCCGCCGCGACGCGGACACAGACGAUCUACCGGAUGAGGUCAGCUUUGACGAGUUUAAUGAGAAGAUUGAGGAAACCGGACUCCCUGCAAUGAAGGAGAUUGAGAAGCGCGGCUCAACAGAACCACAAAAUCAUCUGCCGAAUGACCCAGAUAUGCCAAAGCCUCUUUCACCGAACAAGCCGAAAGCGCCACCAAAUGAGCCGAUGUUGCACUUCGAUCCUCCGCCCACACAGGCUGCAGACUCGCCGACGACUGCUGGUGUGACGGAUAGAGUUCACAAUAUCAACAUCGAUGAGGACACCGUAAUGACCGAGUUCGGCGAGGAGCCGACUGACCUAGAUGACGAGGGCCCCACGGAGCUGGAACGAGAGCUGGCAAAGGAAGUCGAAAAGCCUGCUCCCCUAUUCGCUCGGAAAGAGCCGCCUCCGCCAGAUGCGAUCGACCCUAUACACGGCGCAUCUGGACAAUCUGACAGUGAGGAUCAGACUGAUGUCGAUCAAAGCAUAGCGACCAUACAGGGUGGUGAGCCAUUCAUGACCAAUGGAGAACGACAGCUGUACGAGACAGAAGCGGACGGCAAUCCAGUUGUCGGAGACUUACUAAAGAUGCAGUUCGUUGAGCACCAAGUUGUGCCUACUAUACUUGACUUUUUCUUUCGCUUUCCAUGGAAUAACUUCCUCCAUAAUGUGGUUUACGAUGUCAUACAACAGGUCUUCAACGGUACGUUGGAGCGUGGCUAUAAUCGCGCUAUGGCGUUCGACCUUUUCACGCCUAUUCAAGACAAGGACUCUAGACCUAAAGACACCCUUGGCUUAAUGUCGACGAGGGACAUUACGGACAGAAUACUGGACGGUCAGGCGGUGUCAGAUCGAUCGCAGACCGAAAAGGGCAUGCGCCUAGGCUACAUGGGCCAUCUGACGCUGAUUGCCGAAGAAGUCUGCAAAUUUGGACAUCGACAACCAUCGGAGUUACUGGACCGAGUCGUCUUCGACCGUGUCAACAGACCAGAGUGGGCACAUUAUGUCGAUGGCACUUUGACCGAGACUCGUGACAAGGACAACGCCGUGCUCGGCGGCAUCCGGCCGGAGAAUGCCAUCGGCAUGCGCCAGGCUGGUAUGGGCGGCAGUGGCUUCGGUUCAAACACGGGCACUGGUCUCGCCUCCGCUGGCAUAGGCUCCGGAAAUGUGCCACAGGACACUCUGGCUAUGAGCGAAGGCACCGUAGGACAGAGCUUCGAGAUCAACUCCGGCACAAUGUUAUCGGGAUUCGGCGAAGCCGACGAUGACGAAGACAUGGAGGAUGAGGAGAAGGUGGUAGCUGACGCGAGAGAACCCGGCUCUCCCGUCGCGAUUGCAGGCGCGCCGUCAGUACCCGCGCCGCUCAACGUCCCGCCGUCGAGAGCACGAAGGCAACUCGCUGCCCGGCUAGCGCAGAAGCGUAGGGAUGCUGAGCAUGCGGAUCAACGUGACCCAGAUGCCACGGAU
This is a messenger RNA of Baudoinia panamericana UAMH 10762, 2970 nucleotides long. RefSeq lists its product as uncharacterized. The transcript is spliced from 3 exons. NCBI's taxonomy places the organism in Eukaryota, Fungi, Ascomycota, Dothideomycetes, Mycosphaerellales, Teratosphaeriaceae. Gene Ontology annotation, cellular component: cytosol; nucleus. The record is from RefSeq and is a predicted model, not a curated record. Gene Ontology annotation, molecular function: protein phosphatase binding; protein phosphatase regulator activity. The annotation marks the transcript as partial.